UCACAACAAUUCUUAUCUAACUCUCCUUGUUCAUCAUCAAAUGCAGAGGCCUCAAAUCACGGAGAUACAGCUCCGAAUGGACUGUAAUGGCUGUGUGCAGAAGAUAAAGAAAGCACUCAGUGGCAUUAAUGGUAUAUAUGAUCUAUAUAUCGACUUCCCUCAGCAGAAAAUAACAGUUAUCGGAUGGGCGGAUCAAGAAAAGAUUGCCAAGGCUAUCAAGAAGACAAGGAAGACUGCCACCAUUUGUUCUCCUGCUGAGCCAGAAGAAUCUCCAUAUCAACCUCCAGAACCUGGACCUGCACCUGAUGGAUAUGCACCGGCUCCUGAUUCAGCCCAGCAACCGCCGCCGGCAGAAGUUACACCAGAUGAAAUACCGCCACAAGAAGAACCGCCAGAAGAUACAUCACCACCUGAGGCAACCAUACCAACGGACAACAAGGUAAGCCAAAAGUCAGAGAACAUCCCAGGAGCAAAAGAUGUAGGGAAGGUUCAUGCGAUACACCAAUAUCCGCCAUACUAUGGCAACAGAUUCGAUUCUGGUCACAACUACGUUGGAUGCUGGAAUAGAUACCAUAAUAGCACAAUAUAUUCACAGGAGCCAUCAUCUUCAAUGUACCUGCCACACAGCCACUGUAACGCGUAUAAGCCAUCAGCUUCUGUCACGGAAUAUGAAUAUAUCAGAUCACCACCAAGGCACCCUUAUUACAGUCGUAUGGAAUACUACAGUGGAGACUACCAAAGUGGCAAUGCAAACAUCACAUCUAUAUUUAGUGAUGAAAAUCCAAAUGCAUGUCGGAUGAUUUAA
This is a messenger RNA of Neltuma alba, 805 nucleotides long. RefSeq names its product heavy metal-associated isoprenylated plant protein 5-like. The record is from RefSeq and is a predicted model, not a curated record. The transcript is spliced from 2 exons. NCBI's taxonomy places the organism in Eukaryota, Viridiplantae, Streptophyta, Magnoliopsida, Fabales, Fabaceae. The coding region runs from base 41 to 805 and encodes 254 amino acids. Gene Ontology annotation, molecular function: metal ion binding.